AUGGCGUUUUUUGUAAUGAUCCCUCCUGAAAACAUUCAAUUUUCAUCACUAAAGAUGUCCACAACCGGGGCCAAUGGGUCCUCAAAGUAUAUGGAAAAACUCAGGGAACUUCACUUAAGAGUGAAUGAGGCUAGAAAAUCUAAUCAUAUUCAGGUUGUUGAAGAGGAUAAGCGAUCAAAACUUCCAUCAAACUGGGAAGUACGACAAAAACGAUUACAAUGGGAAGAAGAAGAUGAACUAUUUAGAUUGGAAUGUAAUCAACAAAAAAUUGAUCCAGAUCGAAUGCGUGCAUUAAAUGUUAGUGCUGAAAUCGCCGAUCGUCUUGAAAUAAGACGAAGAAAAAAAUGUAAUACAGAUGAAGGAUUUUCAACAUACGCUGAUGCAUCACAUCGUAAAUAUCUUAAAAUGACUAAACAGAUUAAACCAGAUUUGAUUGCUUAUCAAAAGGAGAAAGAAAAAUUAGGAGAUUUAGCCUUUCCAACUGCUGAUACAAUAGGAUUAACAGAUCGCAAAGACACACCUGAAGCUGUUGAGCGUCUAGCUAAACAAAUAAUUGAACAAGGUGUCAAGCGUAAAGCUUACAGUCGGAGACGUCCAUUCGAUGCCGAUGCUGAUAUUGACUAUAUUAAUGAGCGUAACAAACGAUAUAAUGAGUUACUUGACCGACAUUAUGGGAAAUAUACAGCUGAAAUUAAACAAAACCUUGAAAGGGGCACAGCGAUAUAA
This is a messenger RNA of Schistosoma curassoni, 726 nucleotides long. The record is from the annotation of a GenBank genome assembly. Lineage: Eukaryota; Metazoa; Platyhelminthes; Trematoda; Strigeidida; Schistosomatidae.